AACAAAAACUGCGAGAUAUGUGGGGAUAAAGGAGUUGGACGAAAUUUUGGUGCCAUUACUUGUGAAUCAUGUAAAGCAUUUUUUAGGCGAAAUUCAUUAAAAAAUAAGAGUUUUAUAUGUAAUAAUUACAAUAAAUGCAACAUUGAUAUUAAAUCUAGAAAGAGAUGUAAAAAAUGUCGACUAAAUAAAUGUAUAUCAAUGGGAAUGAAAAAAGAAUUUAUACAAAAUGAGAUUCAAAAAGAGUUAAGAAAACAGAGAAUUGAAGAAAACAAAAAAAAUAAACAACAGUUAGAAAUCAAUAGUGAAUUUGAGACAAACUUUAAUAAAUUAAAUACAGUUUGCAUUUUAAAUAUUUUCAACAACAAUAAUAAAGUACUUGAAAAUCUAUUGAAAGUCAACAAAAUAAUUAUUGAUACAAUCAAUGAUAGCGAYAAUAAUAAUGACCAAUACUUUUCUAAAUACAAUAUAAAACAACUAUUAUCUGCAACACCUGUGCGACCCAUCAACAACUAUCACYACUUAAAUGAUGUCGAAAACAAACAUUUARAAGAUUUAUGUUUAUCGGGUUCGGUAUUUCGAUACCCGAAAACACAACACUAUAARACAGUUGGAAACAUCACUGAGUUUUAUCGUUUGUGGGGCAAUCGUAUAGAGUAUGAUAUGAGAGAUAUUGUAUCGUUUACUAAAGAUAUUACAAAAACUAUAGAUAUUUGUCAUAAUGAUGAGAUAGCCCUGGUCAAAUUUGGUUGUAUGGAAAUUAUUGUAUUGAGAGCUAAUUUCUUUUUUGAUCAUAAUUUUAAAAAGUGGACUGUUUAUAUGGAUAAUAAUUAUUCAUUUGUAUUGCCAAUGGAUCUAUUAAAAGAUGAAAAGCGUAAUCUCUAUGGUAUGUAUAAACAAUAUUUAAACAAAAUUAUGCCCGAAUGGAAUCAAGAUAAUACAAUAUUAGACCUGCUAACAGCAAUAGUAUUACUCAAUCCUAAACGAUUUUAUAUCGUUGAUAAAAAUAUUAUAAAUGAUCAACGUGAGUGGUAUAUCUAUUUAAUGCAACGUUAUUUACAAACAAAAUAUCAUUGGGAGUGGCAGUGGAGAUCCAAAAUGACAAAUCUUAUGAAUGCUUUGAUUGACCUGAAAAUUGUCAGUCAAAUUGAAAUACAAAAUGGUAUCGAAGGAUAUCUUAAAUAUUUUGGACCAAUUUUUAGAGAGAGUCUCUCUUAA
Oppia nitens is the source of this 1215-nucleotide messenger RNA. Its product is annotated as nuclear hormone receptor HR96-like. The record is from RefSeq and is a predicted model, not a curated record. Gene Ontology annotation, biological process: positive regulation of transcription by RNA polymerase II; negative regulation of transcription by RNA polymerase II; cell differentiation. Bases 199 to 1215 code for a protein of 338 amino acids. NCBI's taxonomy places the organism in Eukaryota, Metazoa, Arthropoda, Arachnida, Sarcoptiformes, Oppiidae. The transcript has 7 exons. Gene Ontology annotation, molecular function: RNA polymerase II cis-regulatory region sequence-specific DNA binding; nuclear receptor activity.